Molecule: messenger RNA, 1724 nt
Organism: Ceratosolen solmsi marchali
Lineage: Eukaryota; Metazoa; Arthropoda; Insecta; Hymenoptera; Agaonidae
Gene: Jasper
Product: JIL-1 anchoring and stabilizing protein
Exons: 12
Coding region: 321-1724 (467 amino acids)
Source: RefSeq, a predicted model, not a curated record
UAUAUAUAUGCGCCGGUGCGUAACGUGUAUGGGAAAGCUGAUCAUCACAGGACAGUGACACGCUUUUAGAAAGCCCAUUUCUUUCCUUCAUGGUUUUGUCUAGACGCAAAUGGUCGCUGAUACUUUCGUAAUGUUGUUCGUCCAUUGAUCGUACUCGCACGAACACACGGAAAAAGCACGCCAAAGUAAAAUAUCGUGUAUAUGCAGCAAAAGUAGGAAGAGUAAAAACAAAACCAUAAACUAAUCAAACUUGUGUUCGAGUGGAAUACGAAAAUCAUCGGAAGAAGUUCGCAAGAUUUUCGUAAUAACGACGGUAAAAGAUGGUGAAGCUCCCGAAGAGAUUUAGCGUCGGGGAGCGAAUCUUCGCCAAAGUUCGAGGUUAUCCGCCUUGGCCAGCUAAGAUAGAGAAUAUCACUGAUCCAAAUACAAAACAUGCAAAAUAUCAUGUUGUGUUCUAUGGAACUAAAGAAAUUGGGACUUGCAAAAUUGAAGAUCUUUUUCAAUAUGCAGAUAAUAAAGAUAAAUUCAGUAAAACAGUUAGACGAAAAAAUUUCCAUGAUGGAAUACAAGAACUUGAAGAAGAUUUGAAAAAAAAUCCUAACCCUGUCUAUGGUGAUACUGCAAGAGAUUCGGAAGCUGCUGAAAAUGUACCUGUAAAUGUGACUGAAGAUAAUUCUGGAAAAGAAAGUGAUAGCAUUACUUCAGCUUCGGGAAAUCAAGAUGGUGACGCUGAAACUGGAAAUCUAGUAAUCGAUGAAAGUGAUAAAAAAAAAACUGUAAAAAGAAAAUCACAGCAAAUCAUACAAAGUACACCUGACAUGUCUGAAGCAAAGAAAAAACGAGGACGCAAAAGUAUGGCAUCGGUUUUAGCAGAAAAUACACCAAAACAAGAUAUUUCUCAUGACUCGCAAGAUGAAGAUCCAGAAAAAAAAAUUGUUAGUCGCAGUGGCCGAAAAAUUAAACCCAAAAGAUUUCACGACUUUUCUGAUACAGAAAUUUCAAUAGAUACAUCAAGAAAUGAUCAUUCAAUACGGAGCAGGACGAAAAUUAAGUCUGAAGAAUCCAAUGAAAAUCAGGAAACCUUAAUUACACGUAUUAAAAAAAGAAUGAGUAUCGAAAAAGACGACAGGAAAGCCCCAGCGAAAGACGAGGCCGAGGUCGAGAAUCAGCAGAGGUUGAGGACAUUACGCAUUGAGUCACACAUAAUGUUUUUGGACACACAAAUAAGAUCAAGUCUUGGGCUUGAUCAAGCUAAUGCGGAUGAAUGUUUGGAGGCGAUGGAUCAAGUAUUAGAAAUUCAACUAACUCCAUUAAUGCUUAAGAAACACUCGCAUAUCGUUGAAACCAUCAAAAGGUUGAGACGAUAUGUUGGAAACCUUGCCGAUUGGAAACUGUCAGAAGAAGAAACGAUUGCUUUUAAACAAAAAGCCGAUAAAAUAAAAAAGAAGGCCGAACUUAUUUACAACAAAUUUAAAUCGUUGUUUGACAUUCCUGAAGGUCAGACAUUUUGGAACAUCUUUUUAGAACAGCUGGAUCAAUUUAAGCAACAGACUAAAGAUUUGACACCGGAAGAAAUUUUUUCUCUUCUAGUUGAUCCGACAGGUAAAAUAGCUAAGCCGAAUGAAGAGAAUAAUACGAACACAGUGAGUUCUCCUAAGAACGAUACAUCUUCGGAUGAAGUAUCAAAUAAGAAUAUAUCAGUGACAGAAUCGGAAACCAAGUAA